AUGGAGGUCCAAGUCCCCCCAGCUGCCCCGCCGUGUUGGAGCAGUGUCCUCAAAAAGCAACCCGAACGGCGAGAACAGCAGCCGCAGCCACUGCAUCAACCCCUUCCCUCCGCCCAAAGCGGCGGAGUACUGGUGGGGAGCUGCAAAUCGUCCAAAGGAAUUGCGGUGGCGGUGGUUGACGCCAACGCCAUAAUCCAGGGCGGCGAGAGGCUAUUCCAUUCCGCGGACCGAUUCGUCUCCGUCGCCGAGGUCAUCAGCGAAAUUCGCGACCCUGCUUCCCGCCAUUCCCUCAGCGUUCUGCCGUUCGCAGUUGAUACUCUCGAGCCUUCCCCUGAUGCUCUGAAGAAAGUGAUCAACUUUGCAAAGGCUACUGGUGACUUGCAAACACUUUCAGAUGUGGAUCUCAAGCUAAUUGCUUUGACUUAUACGUUAGAAGCCCAAAUUCACGGGACUCAACAUCUCAGGGACAGCCCCCCUCCUAUUCAUACAGUUAAUGUCAAAAGGCUUCCUGAAAAAGACUUGCCUGGAUGGGGUUCUAAUGUCCCAAAUCUCGAAGAAUGGGAAGCCCUAGAGCAUGCUGUUGAAAACGAAUCAAAUAUCAAUUCUAGGAUUUUACCCCUAAAAAAUUUGACACUUGGUACGGAUUCCAUUGAUGAACCUUCCCCAGAAGAUGGUUCUGUUCAAGAUGGCAGUGAGUCGCACGAUGGGAAUGUUGAUAAGCUUGAUGAUGGUUUCAGGAAACCCAAGAGAUACUCCCCAAAGAAGAGAGAGGUAAAAAUCGAGGGGAAAAAGAUGGUGGCCGAUGGUGUUGAUGCAUCACUAGGUCAAAUUGAUGACAACAAUGAUGACUGGCGACCUGCCGUGAGUCGAAGUACUCACAGAAGGUUUCUUAGAAGGAAAGCUAGACGUGAAAUGAGUGAAGCCUUAUCUGCUUCAGAUGAUCAGCAAAACACGCCCUGUAAUGUGGAAAAUGAAAAUCUCGGUGAUGCUCAGUGUCCAGAGCUUCUAGUAGAUGAAAGUUACGAAGAAAGGACAAAUGCCAUAGUUCAGGAUAACAUGAUUGGCAAUAAGAAGAAUGGAGAGAUUAAUAUCUCUGAGAGUCUGAAGACAAUGAAACUGGAUGAAGAGCAUUUGGAGUCCUCUGAAUUUGAUGCUCCCAAGGAAACUGAUUCAACAGGCAACGUAGAGGGAGACUAUGUUGAAAUCACUGAACAAGAGCUGGGGAACUUAGAAAUGACUGGCCCAUUAGAAGAAAAUGAGUUGAAUGUGGAUGAUAUGAGUAGUGAACAGAGCUGGUCGCUUAGAUCUUUGUCCGAGUCCAGUGUGGCUUGUGUGACUACUGACUUUGCGAUGCAAAAUGUGCUGCUUCAGAUUGGUUUACGACUCCUGGCUCCUGGUGGGAUGCAGAUUCGUGAGCUCCACAGGUGGGUGCUGAAGUGCCAUGCUUGCUUUAAGGUGACUACAGAGAGUGGUAGAAUUUUCUGCCCCUCUUGUGGGAAUGGGGGCACCCUACGUAAAGUUGCUGUUACAGUUAAUGAGAAUGGUAUUAUGUUGGCUGCACGGAGGCCUCGUGUAUCCUUGCGCGGGACAAAGUUCUCUUUACCUUUGCCACAAGGUGGUAGAGAUGCAGUUACUAAGAACCCGAUUUUACGUGAAGAUCAGCUUCCACAGAAAUAUCUCUAUCCCAAGACAAAAAAGAAAAAUAAGCAGGAUGAUGACUUCUUUGUACCAGAUGACAUUUUCCGUCACCACAAUGAUAAAAAAGCUCCUUUCCAGCCUCCCGUUCGGAAAGCACUCGCUGUUUUCAGUGGCAAGAGGAACCCUAACGACAAUCACUUUGCGCCUCCAAAGCGUUAA
Striga hermonthica is the source of this 1857-nucleotide messenger RNA. The record is from the annotation of a GenBank genome assembly. Lineage: Eukaryota; Viridiplantae; Streptophyta; Magnoliopsida; Lamiales; Orobanchaceae.